GAAUAUCUAGUCUAUGGUUAACCUGGAGACUUCAGUUCUAAAAUUACUACAAUUAUUAAGUAUUUAUUAAUUUCGUUUGUCGCUAUCAAUAAAAAGAUAUAACAAAGAAAAAUGAAGGAUGUUAUAGAUGUAAUGGCCUUACAAAGCAAUAGACGUGAGAAAAGAUUACCAGACUACAGAAGUGCACCCGGACAUAGUUUAGCCACAAAUUUCAUAUUCGAAUGUGGCAUCAAACUUAACUUGCAGCCAGCUACUGUUGCAACUGCAGCUGUGUUUUACCAUAAGUUUUUCAAAGAAGCCGAUAAAAAUGACUACGACUGUUAUGUGAUCUGCACAGCUUGUCUUUGUGCCGCUGGAAAGUCGAGGGACGAACCGGUUAAAUUAAGGGACGCUGUCAACGUAGCCCACAACUCGAUCAAUCGGGGCGCUGGACCUUUGGAGUUGGGUGAUGAAUAUUGGUCCUGGCGCGGAGCUGUAGCGCAGGCUGAGCUGCUCGUGCUCAGGUUAUUGGGAUUCAACUUAGACGCUCCAUCCCCUCACCGAUAUUUACUACACUAUCUUCGUUCGCUACAAGAAUGGUUUCCGCCCUCACAGUGGCGUACAGCGCCCAUAGCCAGAACAGCAAUGGCUUUUCUACAAGAUUUUCACCAUUCUCCCAACAUUCUGGACUAUAGAGCACCUCAUGUAGCAGUUGCUUGUCUAACCCUCGCUCUACACGUUCUAGGCGUCUCGGUUCCUUUAGCCUCUACGCUAGACGAUGAUGCUGCCUGGUACUCGGUGUUCACAAAAGACUUGCAAAAAGAGAAGAAUUGGGAGAUAAUGGAGAAGAUUAUGCAGGUGUAUGGUAGGGAACCAGAACCAAUAUAAAGUAGUUAACUCAUUUAGGUAUAAGGUUUGGAAUAAAUGCAUUAAAAUAAUUUGAAUAAGUUUUUUUGUUUUCUUAUCUCACUAAACAGUCUUUUUCGUUUAUUGAGAGAUUGCCUAAAACUACUAGUAAAUAUGGCAGAGAAGUUUGAUUGGUCAAUAGUUACUAGUAUUUUGACAAUUAUUGAUUAAUAUGGCACAUAGGGACCUCUUAAGGUUAAAAUAUCUUCAAGGAUGCCAUUUGACUAUGCAUAGUUAUGUUUAGAUAAAAACUAAAUUGAAUCCCUUUACACAUUUAUAAUCAGUCUAACAUCAAAUUCAG
Messenger RNA from Chilo suppressalis (striped riceborer), 1186 nucleotides. The record is from the annotation of a GenBank genome assembly. NCBI's taxonomy places the organism in Eukaryota, Metazoa, Arthropoda, Insecta, Lepidoptera, Crambidae.